Lagopus leucura (white-tailed ptarmigan) is the source of this 3957-nucleotide messenger RNA. Its product is annotated as mucin-4-like. The coding region runs from base 1 to 3609 and encodes 1202 amino acids. The transcript has 13 exons. The record is from RefSeq and is a predicted model, not a curated record. Gene Ontology annotation, biological process: cell-matrix adhesion. Lineage: Eukaryota; Metazoa; Chordata; Aves; Galliformes; Phasianidae.
AUGGCUGAGAGCAUCCUCGUGAGUGCCAGCGUGAGCCCAUCCUUCCCCUCCUGGGCUGAGCCAGAUUUGGUGACCGAGACCACUGGUUACAACUCCUCUCUGGGUGCAGAGAGAGAUGCAGAGCUGAGCACUGGGGAAGUGACACAGGCGCCUACUGAAGUCCCUCAGGUUGGAACGGAUGUGGCCACAUCUCUUGAUGCAACACAGAAAAACCAGAGUGGUUUGGCAGCUGCCACAGCUGCUGCCAUUGUUGUCACCCCACAGCCCAACUUUACCCCCAGCACCAAGCACAACGUAACGGGGACCACCGCUGCUGCACCCUCGGGGAGCACCCCUAUCUUUGCAGAUGUCCCAGCAUCCACAACAAGGGCAGGAGGUGGCUUGGAGUCCACAACUGAUGCCAUGUUCCUCCCCAGUGUCACCAUUCCUACAGCUGCAGGGACACAGGCGCUGACCACCACCCCCCUGCACCCCCAUGUCACUGCUCUGCCCACAGCUGUGGGAGCAGAGGUAGAAGGUGUCACCCUGCCUGGGGAUAGCAAAGGGGAUGGACGUACCCUCUCAUCAAUCCCCAGCCCUGGUGCCAGUGGGUUUCUCCCAACACCGUGGACCAAUGUUGUGAGUGGAACCGUGGGUGACACCCCAGGGUGGGCAGCUUUGGAGUCCGGAGAUUUGGGAGAUGCAGCAAAUGGUGUCUUCAGCACAGCUGAUACAUCACAACUGCCUCCAGAGAGUGUGGCAGCAUUGGAAACAGCAGAAAACCCAGGACAGAGCUCCCUUCUCACCGAUCAGGCAGGACCGAGCCCUGCUAAUUUGCUAGGACCUGGUGAUGGGGACAAGCAGGGGGCCCCAACAGUGUUGCUAUCUGGCCCUGACUCAGCCCUGUCAGACACAUCAUCUGGACCUGUGGGCCCACCAUCACCUGACAUUGGAGCACAGCCUGGCACAGGUCUAACAGCGCUGGGAGGAGUGAGCAGUGCAGCUGCAUUUGAGCCAUCCCUCAGCUCCUCUCCAGUAGCUGGACUUGCAACUGGAACAGGUCUUCUGCCUGGUACUGGAGCAGAGGCAGCAGUGAGUCCCGACCUCGGUGCUGCCCCCGAAGCAUCUGUAUCCCCAUCCCUCAGUGCAUCACAGCCAUGGGACACAGCAGUCGGUGCUCCUGAGGACACAGCUCUCCCUGGGGCUGAGGGACCAAGCAGUGGAUUUAGUUCGGUGCUGGCUGCCCCUAGCUCAGCAUCAUAUGGACCUGAAGGGCCACCAUCUCCUGGCAUUGGAGCGCAGCCUGGCACAGGUCUGACAGCGCUGGGAGCAGAGGGGCAGGUGCUGGGAGGAGUGAGCAGUGCAGCUAUAUUUGAGCCAUCUCCGAGCUCCUCACCAGGCACUGGGCUGAAGGCUAGAACGGACCUGCUGCCUGCUGCUCUGUCCCCAUCGGGUCCUGCCUCCCCCAGUGAUGUGCUCACAGCUCCCUCUGCUUCAGAUACACCUGGUCCAAGUGUCUUGGGAGGAGCAGGUGGUGCUCCCAGUGCUCUGCAGCCCUCCCUGGUUGCUGCACCCGGGCUCCAUUCUGCUGCAGGAGGAGUGCGUGAUGGAGCUGAGGCUGUCUCUGCAGAUGGAGAAGCUCCAGGGCAGUCUCAGGACCAAACUGGGACAGGAGCAGCUGUCGCCUCUAGUGGAAGGCAGGGAUCUACACUGAUCUCUAUAUCUUCCUCCCUAUCUGCUGAUGGAUCUUCGUUACCUGAAGCAGCUGCUGGAGCAGAUACAGGAGCAGGCAUCCCCAGAGCUGGUGGAGCUGGCUCAAGCUCAGGCUUUGGGGCUGCUGCUCUCCAGAGCAACAAGGAAAUACCCAUCCUUCCCCCCACCAUCCAAAGCAAUGCCAAUGUCGGACCUCCUGAUGCCAAACUCAGCCAAGUCAACGUGGUGGAGCUGGCUGGAGGCAAACUGGAAGCCUCAGCCCAGGGGUCACCUCCUGCCAGUGGGGGAAACGGGCUGGGAACUGUCAUCCAGAUCGCCUCAGGAGUGUCGUCCUCCUCCAUCCCCACCUCACCCCAGGAGACACAGCCCCUGGUCCCAGUGGCUCCAGCUGCCUCCAGCCCAUUGAUGGUGGCUGCGUCUGCCUCUGCCAGGGGGGUUGGGGACACCUCAGUUCCCAACGCAGGCCCCGCCUCUGCCUCCAGUACCCAGAGUGGGAGCAGCCCCCCAGCAGUGCCACGGCCCCCUGUGGAUGAGAUGGCUUCUGGGAUGCUGGCUCCACUGGGAGAAGAGCUCCAACAUGCCCCUAAUGCUGCCCCAGCUCUGCCUUCUGCAUCCGAAAGAGAAAACCUAAAGGAAGGAGCAGCCACCAGUCCCCAGCUCUCCUCUCUGAUUUCAGCAACUCCUGGACAGCCGGCUGCUACCCUGACCCCACCGCCACUUCCCCCAGUCCCAGCAGUGCCCCUCUAUAGGUAUGGAGUGAGAGAGAAUGACCACGAAUAUGUGCAAAGGAGAGUGGACUUCAAUUCCCCACUUUUCAAGCCCGAGAUCGGAUUCCCGUUUGGGAAAACCCUGCGUGAUUCUCUCUACUUCACAGACAACGGGCAGAUCAUCUUCCCAGCCUCCGACAGCAGCAUCUUCACACUCCCCAACCCGCCUGCCCGUGGAUUCACCGGCCACGAGAGUGUUCCUAUGAUCGCCGUGUUCUGGGACAAUGCUGACUUCUCCAGGGGCACUGGCACCACCUUCUACCAGGAGUUCCUCACCCUGAACUCAGAGAAGCCACCAUUCAUCCGUGACGUGGAAGCGAAGGUCCGGCACUAUCUGAGGUCCUCCUACUCAGCAGCCUGGACCCUGAAGAUCACCUGGGAGAAGGCACCUGCCUACGGGGCACGUGGUGACAGCCGCAGGACAAACACAUACCAGGCUGUCCUCACCACUGAUGGCUUCAGGUCCUAUGUCCUGAUUCUGUACAAGGAUGGAGGAAUGCAGUGGGACUACACCCAGCUGCCGGCCACCAAUGUGCUGAUCGGCUACACCAGUGGGGAUGGGCAUUACCACAAUGAUGACCUGACCCAAGGAUCUCCAGCUGCAAAAUAUCGCCCUGAUCGCUACAGAGGCUACAAUACAGAUCUUCGUGGGCUGUGGCUGUACAAGCUGGAGAGUCGUGUGGGCAUCAACUACCGCCUAAAGUGCCUGGCGUGGACGGGGCAGCAGCAGGAGCCGCAGGAAUGGAGCCACAACCUGCCUGCCUGCCCCUGCUCCCUGCAGCAAGGCCAGCAGGACCGGCGCUUCAGGAGUGGCCAUGGAGGCUGGGGGUCUGCUCGUGUCUCCAUGCUGCACUCUGCUUCGCCCAACUCACACGGUGCUGGUGUGCGCUGCCUGUAUGAUGGCCGGGGGCAGCUGGUGGAGGGGCGGCAGGAGAGAUACUGGAGGGCGUCCCGACAGGCAUCCCCAUAUCGUGACCAGGAGCUGAAGCUGUAUGAUUGGUGCUGCAACCAAGCAGGGAGCGCUCGCCUCUGUGCCCGCUACAACGAGAAGAGACCACGGAUUGGAUGCGAUGGGUACCGGGCACACAGUGCAGAGGAUUCCUCAGAAGACAGCGACUCGAAGGAGCAGAGAGAUGAGGAGGAGGAAUAACUUGCGGGUCACAUACACACAACACACUCUGGGCCGUGGAUGAUCCUCCAAACCCUUCACUUCCAUUUGUACCCUAUGUGUUCCCUGCAUGCCUCUGCUCCCUCAAUGAUGGAACAGGCACUGUCACCAUGUUCCUUGCCCCUGCUCUCCUGCCUGAGGUUGGCACUACAGGGGAUUUUGGCCCCCAGCAUCUGGGCCUUCACACCUUGCAUUGGUUCAACUCUGUGACUGGAAAUAAUAGGAGAAAAAUAAUAUUGUGUGCGUGAGAACACCUGAAUUCUUGCAAAAGCACCAAAGUUCUUGUCAGGUUGCAUUCCUUCAAUAAAGCAUCAGAGGGUCUGAGCAUCA